GCCUCUGUCUAGCCCCGAGCAAAGAAGGUGGUCAGUACAUUUCGAAGAAUAACGGGAAGAAUAAGACAGGUGUUCCUUCCUCCCUUUCUACCCCCUGCCCUCUCCCCAGCUCGAAAAACCACGCCUUUACCCAGGGGUUCCCUUCCUUUUCCUCCACCUACACACACCUUCUUGCAAAUGGAAGGGCUCCAGCUGGAGAAUCACAUGGGAGAAGCCAGUGACCGUUAGUACCAAAAUGCCAGUGAAGAGAGAACAUACCCUGGGAACGGGGGGUUGGUUCACCAGAAGUGCUGGCAGCCUCUGGGGCAGGCCAGGUGGGCUGCCUGGAGAGGGGGACAGAAGCGGAGGGACCCCAGCAGGAGGAGUGCGGGGCGUGGCUCAGCCUCUCCUGGGGCCUCCGGGGAGCGGGCUCAAGGUUCAGCCUCUCCUGGGGCCUCUGGGGGAGCGGGCUCAAGGCGGUUGCGCCUCUCUCGCCCAGGACGGCCACAUCGAUUUCAUGGAGUACGUGGCUGCGCUCAGCCUGGUCCUCAAAGGGAAGGUAGAACAGAAGCUGCGCUGGUAUUUCAAGCUCUACGACGUCGAUGGCAACGGAUGCAUCGACCGCGACGAGCUGCUCACCAUCAUCCGGGCCAUCCGGGCCAUUAACCCCUGCAGCGACUCGACCAUGAGUGCCGAAGAGUUCACCGAUACAGUGUUCUCCAAGAUUGAUGUCAAUGGGGACGGGGAACUCUCCCUGGAGGAGUUCAUCGAGGGCGUCCAGAAGGACCAGAUGCUCCUGGACACGCUGACACGGAGCCUGGACCUCACCCGCAUCGUGCGCAGGCUCCAGAAUGGCGAGCAAGAGGAGGGCGGGGAGGGGGCCGGCGGCAGGGAGACUGAGGCAGCCAGCUGAGCCCACCCGCGCUGCUUCUGUACUGGGGAGGGGAUGUGUGUUGGUGCCUGGGGUCCUCGUUGUAAUACUAGAUGCAGUCUACUGAACUCAAAGGCUCAGCUUGCCUCUUUGGGGUGCAGGGCCGGGGUGGGCGUACAGAGGAUGGCUCCUGGACCCUGUGCAUGACUCAGCAGGUGGUGACUGCCUCCUGCUGGGGGCCCUCAGGGCCCUCCGCCAGCUUUUCCCACUGAGCUGCCCCAGUCCCACUCUUUCCCCGUCCAGGGAGCUCGGCCGCAGGGCUGGGCUUUCACGGACUCCGCCGGAAUCCUACAGCUCGGGUGCCGCCAUCACACGCCCGACCUGCACCCCAGCACGACGAGCCUACUUGUGUGGUGCGCUGAUUUGUUCCUCCCUCCCAGAAGCAUGUAUUGCACACCUCCUUCGUAUGAACGCAGGAU
Molecule: messenger RNA, 1329 nt
Organism: Zalophus californianus (California sea lion)
Lineage: Eukaryota; Metazoa; Chordata; Mammalia; Carnivora; Otariidae
Gene: GUCA1A
Product: guanylate cyclase activator 1A
Exons: 3
Coding region: 236-892 (218 amino acids)
Biological process (GO): visual perception; positive regulation of guanylate cyclase activity
Cellular component (GO): photoreceptor inner segment; cone photoreceptor outer segment
Molecular function (GO): calcium ion binding; calcium sensitive guanylate cyclase activator activity
Source: RefSeq, a predicted model, not a curated record